Pan troglodytes (chimpanzee) is the source of this 1490-nucleotide messenger RNA. RefSeq names its product myeloid leukemia factor 1 (gene MLF1). Lineage: Eukaryota; Metazoa; Chordata; Mammalia; Primates; Hominidae. The record is from RefSeq and is a predicted model, not a curated record. The transcript has 7 exons. Bases 489 to 1295 code for a protein of 268 amino acids.
GUGGAUGACAGAAUGCGACCGUUGAAUGGGACAUUGGGUGUCAUCUGGUCCAAAUCUUGACCCCUUUUCAUUUUCCCCGAAAGAAAGACUAGUGGCUCGGAACCGAGGGCGGCAUGCCCAAGGUCACAGAAAGGGUGGUCUAAUGUUUUGGUUCCUGCAGCCCAGAGAACAAGCUAUCCCAUCCCACGGGAGCCUUGGCGAAAAGCUGCCCCGGCCGGCGCAAGGCCAGACUUCUCGCCUCCACUGUGUUGAUUGCGGUUGCCAGGGCAGCGGCGCAUUGCUCCCCGCCUCGUCCUGGUGACGUCACAGAGCAAUGUCCAAUGGGAAAGCAGCUCGGUGUCACGCACCUCCUUUCCCGGCGGGCACCGCCUGCGCCGCGGCGAGUGAGGCGUCGUCCGUACUGGAGGCUGGCUCCGGUCGCGGCCGCGGCGAGUUAACAUCGUUUUUCCAAUCUGUCCGCGGCUGCCGCCGUCCAAGACAGAGCCAGAAUGUUCAGGAUGCUGAACAGCAGUUUUGAGGAUGACCCCUUCUUCUCUGAGUCCAUUCUUGCACACCGAGAAAAUAUGCGACAGAUGAUGAGAAGUUUUUCUGAACCCUUUGGAAGAGACUUGCUCAGUAUCUCUGAUGGUAGAGGGAGAGCUCAUAAUCGUAGAGGACAUAAUGAUGGUGAAGAUUCUUUGACUCAUACAGAUGUCAGCUCUUUCCAGACAAUGGACCAAAUGGUGUCAAAUAUGAGAAACUAUAUGCAGAAAUUAGAAAGAAACUUCGGUCAACUUUCAGUGGAUCCAAAUGGACAUUCAUUUUGUUCUUCCUCAGUUAUGACUUAUUCCAAAAUAGGAGAUGAACCGCCAAAGGUUUUUCAGGCCUCAACUCAAACUCGUCGAGCUCCAGGAGGAAUAAAGGAAACCAGGAAAGCAAUGAGAGAUUCUGACAGUGGACUAGAAAAAAUGGCUAUUGGUCAUCAUAUCCAUGACCGAGCUCAUGUCAUUAAAAAGUCAAAGAACAAGAAGACUGGAGAUGAAGAGGUCAACCAGGAGUUCAUCAAUAUGAAUGAAAGUGAUGCUCAUGCUUUUGAUGAGGAGUGGCAAAGUGAGGUUUUGAAGUACAAACCAGGACGACACAAUCUAGAAAACACUAGAAUGAGAGGUGUUGGCCAUGAGAAUCCUGGCUCCCGAGAACUUAAAAGAAGGGAGAAACCUCAACAAAGUCCAGCCAUUGAAUAUGGAAGGAGAUCAGAUGUUUUGGGGGACAAACUCCACAUCAAAGGCUCAUCUGUGAAAAGCAACAAAAAAUAAAUAGCCAUGCAUUUGAUUUGUUUAGUUUUGGUUGUUUUAACAGUUAGUAAUGGUGCUGGGUAAUAAGCAUAAGACCAAUCUCUUGCUGUUAAAUCAGUUCUGUCCUUGGCAACUUUCUUCUGAUAUCUGAAUGUUCAUGAAGGUCCUAGCUUUAUACUGUCCCUCUUUUAGGAAUAAAAUUUUGAUUUUCAACAA